AUGCCCAGGCAGCCCGAAGGGGAAAGUCGACCCCUCAUGGACAAGGCCCGGAGGAAACAGUCCAGCCACAGGCGGAUCAAGAUUGUGGUCUUCUCCCGGGCCCGGCGACAGCAGGCGGCGGCCGGGCCUAGCACGCAGCCCGGGAGACCCGGGGCGGGCGCGGAGGGCUCCCCCGAGGGCUACCGCGCGGCGGCGCCCGUGCAGCACGGAGCCGGCGAUGCGGGCCAGCGACGCGAGAGCGCCCACGCGCGCAAGAUGAAGAUGUUCCUGAUCUGGCUGCUGCUGCUGGACGCGCGGAGAGAUCUGCGGCUCCCGCCCGCCCGGCGGCUUCUCAACACCAAGGACUUGACCCAGCCGGGUUCCCCGCCUCCCAGCGCGCCAAGGCUGCAAGCCGCGGGACAGCAGCGGGAGCCGCGCCAGUCCCGGAGACCCAGCCCUGGCCCAGAAGGCGGGGUCUCGGGCCUGGGGGCGGAGGCCAGCAGGGAAAAGCACGCCCCCCACUCCGGUGGGGAGAUAGAGGCGUCCCGGCCCGAGGACAGUCUGGAGCCGAGCUGUGGUCCUCUGGCCCGGGAGAGCAGCGACCUCGCCGCAGCGGGAACGCGCGGGGCGCGGGGAGCCGGGGCGAGGCGCAGCCCGAAGCUGGCGUCUGUGCGGGUGCCCCGCCGGGCCCGCCGGCUGCCCUCCCUGGGUCGCGUGGCCGUGGUGGUGGACCAAGGCUCGGGCUUCGUGAAGGCAGGCUUCGCCGGGGAGGCCCAGCCGCGCCUGGUGCUCAAGAGCUCCAGCCUGGUGCCCCGCGAGGACCGGCCCGCGCUGUCAGGCCCGGAGGGCUGCGCGCUGGCGGAUGGCACGGUGCGGGCGCACCCCAUUAAGCACGGCGUGGUGGUCAACUGGGAGGCGCUGGAGGGCCUGUGGGAGCGCCUGCUGCUGGGAGGCCUGCGGGUGCUGCCCGAGCAGUGGCCCGUGCUGGUGAGCAACUCCCCGACGGCGCCACCCUCGGGCCGCGAGCGGGUGGCCGAGCUGCUGUUCGAGGCCCUGGCAGUGCCCGCGUGUCACAUGGCCAGCACCGCCCUGCUGGCGCUCUGCUCCACCGGCGUGCUCUCAGGGCUGGCCGUGGAGGCGGGCGCCGGCGUGUGCCACGCCACCCCCGUCUAUGCGGGCCACUCCUGGCUGGAGGCCACCUUCAGGAUGAACGUGGCCGGCAGCGCCCUGUCGCGCUACUUGCGCGACCUGCUGGUGACCGCGAGUCCCAAUCUGCCGUGGCAGGGCUUGUCCCGCAAGGCCAUCACCAAGCUCAAGAAGCACUGCUGCUAUGUCUCACAGGACUUUGAACGUGACCUCCGGGACCCUGACCGCCAACACCCGGCCAGUUUCUGCUUAGCCAACGGGUACCCAGUCUGCCUUAGCAGAGAACGCUUCUGCUGCCCGGAACCCAUCUUCCAGCCAGGUUUGCUGGGCCAGUCUGAGCCAGGAUUGCCCACGCUGGCCUUUCAGGCCCUGCAGAAGGUGCCCACCACGCUGCGGGGGCGGCUGGCCAACACCGUGGUGCUGGCCGGGGGCUCCACACUCUUCCCUGGCUUCACUGAGCGCCUGCAUAAAGAGCUGGAGGCCCAAUUCCAGCAGCACGGUGACCAGGCACUGCAGCCAUGCCUGGUGGCCCACCCUGGGCGAGGCACCGCUGUAUGGACAGGCGGCUCCAUGAUGGCCUCGUUGCACUCCUUCCAAUGCCACUGGAUGACUCGGGCUAUGUACCAGGAGUGCGGCUCCAGGCUGGUGCACGAAGUGUUCAACUGAGCACAGACUGGCAAAGUGUGGGAUGGCAGGGCAGGGGGCCCCAGGAGGGCAGCAGCAGCCCAGCUGCAGCUCUAUCAGGCCAGGAGUGUGGAUAAAAGUCUCAAGUGACUGCAGUUGGCAUCAGUAUGUGGUCAAGAUGGUCACCCCAUCGCCCUUUCUGGGACCAAACGGUAGUUGGGACCCCCACUUUGUCCUACGUUUUAAUGACCCCCUCACUAGUGCCAGCUUGAAAAAUGCCACUUUAGCUGCCCACCCAGGACCCUGUUUCCAUGGCAACAAGACAGGUACUGCCCCUCACUUGAAACCAGGCCACAUGUGUAGAAAUCCUUGUUACACACCAGCCCCACAUCCUGCACCAACUGGACACACUUUCUGGCCAGGCCCAAAGGACCACCCCUUCCUGGGGACAAAGCCAUAGUACAGCAUUUGCCUUGCAUGUGGCCUACCCAGGUUUGAUUCUCUGGCACCACAUGUGGUGCCCCAAGCUUGUCAGGAGUGAUCCCUGAG
Messenger RNA from Sorex fumeus (smoky shrew), 2298 nucleotides. It is a transcript of the gene ACTL10, whose product is annotated as actin like 10. Lineage: Eukaryota; Metazoa; Chordata; Mammalia; Eulipotyphla; Soricidae. The transcript is spliced from 3 exons. Bases 1 to 1791 code for a protein of 596 amino acids. The record is from RefSeq and is a predicted model, not a curated record.